This is a messenger RNA of Ophidiomyces ophidiicola, 705 nucleotides long. RefSeq lists its product as uncharacterized. The record is from RefSeq and is a predicted model, not a curated record. Bases 1 to 705 code for a protein of 234 amino acids. The transcript is spliced from 2 exons. Lineage: Eukaryota; Fungi; Ascomycota; Eurotiomycetes; Onygenales; Onygenaceae.
AUGUCGGCUCCCCAAGGAACAGAUAUGGCUCAUAUUCAUCGUGACACCAAAUCAGGAGUACGAUGGAAUAGGGUUGUUCCGGGCUUUAAUCUCCUUCAGACGGCGAGCAGUGAGGUCCAAAAUGUUGGCGCAGACGCACCCUUCAUCCGGUCACUAUAUAUAACGGGGGUGCAGUACCUACUCGAAGGCCUGCCCAAGGACUUGACUCCUGGAGAGGCUACAAACAUCCAGGCGAAACUUCCAGAUAAGCUGAAGGAGCGGGCCAGUGUAGGGUAUCCAAGAGCUGCUGCGGGUGGCAUUCGGGGCGGGAGUCACACAACUGAAUCGUCCACACCACCAUCCAUUAUUCAUAGAAUCGUGGCAGCAUGCACCUUGUACUUGUGCUUCUUCAUCCAGCUCUUCAUCCAGAUUUUGGUUCCUCAUUUCAAAGUUUUGAAGCGAUCUAGGUUGGCAAAGACCACAGCGGAGAGGAUCUUGACAGCCAGCUUGUUCACUGCCGCGAAGAUACAGGUUGCGCUUGUGUUUCUAGGAUCAAACAUAGCAAAAACCCUGCAUAGUGACAGUGUGCUUAGUCUAUUGGUGAAUGUCUGGCUGGGAUGGUGCGCGGCGGUGGUAAAUGGGCUUUCUGAGGGAUUGACUGAAGGGCUUCUUCUGCUUUUGACGGGAUCGGGAAUCUCAGCCGUGACAGACAAAGGGUCUCUAUGA